AUGUCUGACCAAGGCCCGGCCCUAGAACGGGGCAUUUGGGCCGCCAUGAUCAUCGCCGCGCUGAUCGUGAUUCUACGGGUCUUUGCAAAGAUUAAGAUCAACCGUUUCUUUGUGGACGAUGUUCUGAUGAUCAUUGCCUCGGCGUUGGCAAUUGCCUCCACCGUCUUCCUGAGCCUGUCCGUGCAACAUGGCUUUGGAAAGCCCCUGGGCAAACCCUUCACCAAGGAUACCUCGCUCGUUUUGAAGUAUAUCGCCGUCCAAGUUCCCCUCAUUACCUUUAGCACCACCAUCGCUCGUAGCGCCUUCAUCAUAUACUUGGUUGGCGUUCUCGGCACCAACAAAGCUUAUAAGAUCGCGUUAUGGAUCGUGCUUGUCAUCCAGCUCGCUGCAAACACCGCCUCCGCGGUGCUGCCCCUCAGCAUCUGCAAGAACGUGCACAUCCUCUGGGAUCCAACCGUCAAGACCACCUGCGGUAACCUGACCGCCGUCAUCAACUACGCCUACUUUUCCAACACCUUCAACUCCGCCACGGACUUGUUCCUGGCCGUCUUCCCCACCGUCGUCUUCUGGAACCUCAACCUCAAACUGCGCAUCAAAGCCGGUUUGAUCGUUCUUCUCAGCCUGGGUUUCCUCGCCAUGAUCGCUUCCAUCAUCAAAACCACCAAACUCAAGACCCUCCCGAGCAUCACCAACCUAGGCACCGGCGGCGGACUCGAACUGAUCCGCUGGGGCUACAUCGAAAAUGCCGUCAUCAUAAUAACUUCCUCGAUCCCCUGCAUCCGACCGCUGAUCAUCUCCUCCGUGCGCAAGAUCUCCAGCGCAACCCGCUCCUACGAACUCAGCGGUCCCUUCAGCCACAACCGCCGCACAGACCAGCAAUAUGCGACAGGCACUCAAUCGCGUCGAGGCCGACGCGUCACCAAGUCCCGUGAUAUGGAGAACGGCAGCGUGGAUUACAUCCUGGACAACAGCACACAUACGAGCAUGACUGCCGUCGGACGGGAAUCGAGAUCGCCAACGAAUGACCUUGCGAUUACGAAGCAGGUUGAUAUCUCCGUUGUUUCGGACGACGGGCAUAGUCACUCGACUCGGGGUGGACUAUGA
Molecule: messenger RNA, 1104 nt
Organism: Penicillium cinerascens
Lineage: Eukaryota; Fungi; Ascomycota; Eurotiomycetes; Eurotiales; Aspergillaceae
Exons: 3
Coding region: 1-1104 (367 amino acids)
Source: RefSeq, a predicted model, not a curated record